AAAAUGAGACAAACAUCAAACAUGCAAACAUUUGCUUUUACUUUGGGAAACUAUGGUCAGUAUUUUUGCCGAUUUUCUGACUCAGGGACCAAACCAAUAACUGAAUCAUCGUCAAUUUGUUUGUCCAUUUUCUGCACUUCAAUGAUAGGCGAAAAAAGAAAUUGUCAGGUUAAUCGAUUAUCAAGCAAACUGUUAAUUGCAACCCUAAAAGGAAGCAGCCAUCUAUGAAAAACCGUUUGAGCUUUUUUUUUUUAAUCAAAAUCCUUGAUAUCCAGUUUAUGGGUCAUGCUCUAGUUUACUAUUAGUCCUCAAUAUUAACAAUUCAGCACACGAGUACUGUACAGUAUAUAUAUAUUUUUUCGGGUACAUUUGCCACCAUGACAGCGCAUUACGUCGUGUUUGCAGGAGUCCGAAGUGAAGUCAUCAUUGCUAAAUGUUUACCCAUUGAAAGACGUGCAGAUAGGCUGCUUGACAAGCACCCGAAAGGGAAAUAUAAGAUUUUGCGGAGUGACUUUGGCGUGAGUGCAGUUUUCCACGUUCCAGCUGUUGUCGACUUGCGCCCACCGUCGGAACCGUUCGACCAUUUGCGAAUUACAUCGGCUGCAGGGGCGCUCCGGCGUUGUUCGUUCGUCAACGGACAUAAAACUGCGGCGGCUAGAGGGAGGUGGGGGCGGUGUCGCCGGUUUGCCUCUGCCGAAUGUCGGCUUUUAUUCGUCGGGAGACGACAAGACAACCGUGAGCCAACACUUUCCCUUUAAAGCACAAACGACGCAGCGGGACAAGACGGGAUUUGAAAAAAAAGGAAAAGAAGAAAGACGGCAAGGGAGGGAGGGCGAGAGGGAGGGUGAGGGGGAAAAAAAGAGAAAGAUGACAUCCCGGCCAUUCAAACACCGAGGCGAAGCCUGGAACGGCGGCCGACCGGCAGGAUCCUAGUCGGGGAGGAGCGCUACGCGAGGCCGAGGCUUGCAUCCCGCGAGAAGGCCUCUCCUGCAGCUAUCGCUAAUAAAUGUUUGCCAGCGUUUCCAUUAUUUGGUUGCGGGAAAAUAGUCCACAAGGAAGAGGAACUGCGAUUUCGGCAAACGCCGUCCAGCGGUGUGCAGUUGUUUUGACAAUUUGUCAUUUUUGAGUGACUGAACAGCAAGCGAGCGUUUAUUGGUUUGUUACCCGGCCGAGGGAGCCUCCGGGCGGCCUGCAGCUUGCUGACUGCAGCAUGGACACUUCGUGGAGCAAUUUCCUCUUUCAGACGCCGUCGACUCCGGGCCAGCAGGAGGCGCCCCUGCAGGCAGAGCUCCUGCCUGAGCUGAGCGGCUCGGCCCAAAGUCCAUUGGCCGAGCACCUGGUGGCGCCACCUUCCACCGUGGACACGGCCGCCCUCAGUGAGGAGCCGCUACCCGUGAAAGUGUCUCCGCCCAAAGCACCGCGCCCCGCCCACAUCUGCUCCACAUGCAACAAGGAGUUCAAGAACAGCUACAACCUGCGGCGCCACCAAUCGGUGCACACGGGCAUCAAGAUGAAGGACCGCGCCGCCCGCGACAAGGACGAGGCCGGCGGCAUCGCCAAGGCGCUCCCCAAGCAGAGUAUACCCCUCUCUCUCCUCCAGCUCACUCUGCCGUCGGAGCCCGCCACUCCUGACGCCCCGGACCCCCGGCCCGGCCAGCAGGUGACGGUGUCCGUCGCCCCGGUGACCGUCGCUAUGGCGAUGCAGCCGCCUCCACAGCCCGUCCCGUCAGCGGCACUGGUGGUGGUGGGUGCCGCCAACGCCGCCGUGGAGCAGAAUCCCAGUCCGGUGGCCGCCGCCGCGCCCGCCAAUCCCAGCGUUGCCGCCAACCAGGUGCGCAAGAACCACGCGUGCGAGGCAUGCGGCAAGGCCUUUCGCGACGUCUACCACCUGAACCGCCACCGACUGUCGCACUCGGACGAGAAGCCGUACUCGUGUCCAAUCUGCCAGCAGCGCUUCAAGAGGAAAGACCGCAUGAGCUACCACGUGCGCUCGCACCAGGGCGGCGUGGAGAAGCCCUACAUCUGCCCGCACUGCGCCAAGGCUUUCUCGCGGCCGGACCACCUCAACAGUCACGUACGCCAGGUGCACUCCACUGAGAGACCCUUCAAGUGCACGACGUGCACGUCGGCGUUUGCCACGCGGGACCGCUUGCGAGCGCAUCUAAUUCGCCACGAGGAAAAGGUGCCGUGUCACAUCUGCGGGAAGCUCUUGUCGGCAGCGUACAUCACGGACCACAUGCGGGUCCACAACCAAUCGCAGCACCACGCCUGCCACCUCUGCAACCGCAGCUUCACCACGCUGACGUACUUGCGGGUCCACGCGCAGAAGCACCACGGCCAGGAGUGGAAAGAGAGCGGCGGUGCCCGCGGGGGUUUUGGCGGCGCGGGGCCCGGCGGGGUGCUCCUGUGCCAGCUGUGUGGAGUGCAGUGUAAGACCACCACUCAGCUGCAGGGCCACAUGGGCACGCACGCCAACCAGGCCGAGACCGACCCCACCGGUCCCGUGGGCGAAGCCCCGCCCGCCGGGGGGGGCGGCGCCGGCGGCGUGGGGCUGCUUGUGACUGACUGCUCCAGCAUCAGCGCACAGACGCACAGCUAGCACACGCGGGGUGGCGUGUGAGGAAGGAACCCUUGAUGACAUCAUGAUGAUGUCCCAAUAAUGACAUCAUUACAAACGGUGGGGAAUUUGAAGUCUGAGUGCCAUGAGGCCGAGAUCGCUGCGACUGUGUCGGGAAUCAAUUUUACUCAUGCCAUACGCCAUAAUCACAACAUAAGGAUUUUUGUAUAGUGAACCUAGAUAGUUCCUAAAAUGGCCACUGAAAAUCGGGAAUGAUGAAUGAUUCCAAACGUGGGUGUUAAUCUUUCAUCAUUCUCGACUCCCUGAUAACGAUAUAAAUAUUUUUAGAUACUUCAGUCAACAGUAAAGCGCCAAGGCACUACAUCAGGCUGCUCAACUCACCUCAACAUAGUUCCUUAGCACCAAGGGGGCGUCAAAGCACUACAUGAAGCUCCUCAACUCACUUCAAGCCGGUUCCACUGAACCAAGAUAGUGCCGAAGCACGACACCAAGGUCCUCAACACUAUCACUAAAAGGAACUAUCUCGGUCCACUAUGUAAAAGUAGUUCGGUCAGUUUAGCUGAUUUGGAAAGUCCUAAACAUACAAGUGAAUGCAAAAACUGCAUGAUUCCCGACUCCCUAUUCACUACAAAGGAUUUCAAGAUGAAUUUGUGUCGUACAUUUCCUACGCUUUCUUGGUAAGGUGUACGUACUUGCUGCACAUUCUAACAGCACUACCAAGUGUCCAACUCACUAUAUAGGUCAGCCAGUUGUGUUGAAUAGUGUUAGCAGCAGCAUUUCCCAACACAUCCACAGACAUAUUGGCUUCAUCGCACUUGUCCAAGUGGGAUGGGGGCUGUUGAUGACAUCAUUACGUGACGGCAUUUGCCGUCAACGUGCAGCAAAGAAAACUGAGGCCAGGAAGAGAGUUAAAAUGACUCUUGAGACUUUGUAUAAAUUUCUGUUUUUAUCCAAAAAACAUUCCAUGAAUUCUCAUGUGUCAGUGUGACGGCACUGGGAUUGUUCAGUGAUGACGUCAGCGUGUGUGUGUUUUGCGUGCGUGCCUGCACUUUUUUUAUAUCAACGUUGAUUGUGCUCAAUGAUGAAUUUGACGUGUACUUUGUAGCUCUCUGCAGUGGUGCAAAAAUAUGGAAGUACAUCUGUGCCAUCCUACUUUCAAUUGGAAUUUCUCACACUGAAUUUAUUUACGUCUAUAUCAGGGAUGGGCAACUGGCAUGGGUCGACUGCAGUUUUAAAUUGUAAAAUUACCAUUCACCAGUAGAUGGCAGACAUGUGUUGGUUGCACUCACACCAGAUCUAAUAUCACCCUAUAUUGCAGGGGUAGGGAACUCCAACACACCUGAUUCAAUUGAUUAUGAUCGUCCCAAGCUUCUACAGAACUUGCUGAUGAGCUGAUCGUUUGAAUCGGGUGUGCUGAAGUAGAGCGUGAUCUAAAACAGGCAGGAUAUGGCUCCUGAGGAACCGGAGUUCCUUACCCCUACUAUAUUGCAACUUAAGUAGGCCUAAUAUU
This is a messenger RNA of Hippocampus comes (tiger tail seahorse), 4088 nucleotides long. It is a transcript of the gene maza, whose product is annotated as MYC-associated zinc finger protein a (purine-binding transcription factor). Lineage: Eukaryota; Metazoa; Chordata; Actinopteri; Syngnathiformes; Syngnathidae. The record is from RefSeq and is a predicted model, not a curated record. Gene Ontology annotation, biological process: regulation of transcription by RNA polymerase II. The coding region runs from base 1211 to 2599 and encodes 462 amino acids. Gene Ontology annotation, molecular function: DNA-binding transcription factor activity, RNA polymerase II-specific; RNA polymerase II cis-regulatory region sequence-specific DNA binding. The transcript has 8 exons.